This is a messenger RNA of Gigantopelta aegis, 2738 nucleotides long. RefSeq names its product nucleoredoxin-like. Bases 72 to 1325 code for a protein of 417 amino acids. The transcript is spliced from 7 exons. NCBI's taxonomy places the organism in Eukaryota, Metazoa, Mollusca, Gastropoda, Neomphalida, Peltospiridae. The record is from RefSeq and is a predicted model, not a curated record.
AGUCGGUCGUGCACGCGCAGUCUGGCGCUGUCUGAGGACUUACCGUUAUCUGUCUGUUCGAUGGGACUAAAAUGGCUAGUAGAAUGGAAAAUCUACUCGGAGAAAAUGUCAUCAGAAACAACGGAGAGAAAUUUUCUGUGAAGUCAUUGUGUGGCAAGGAUAAGAUCGUUGGAAUAUACUUCUCGGCGAACUGGUGUCCGCCUUGUCGGAACUUCACGCCGAAACUGACGGAUUUUUACAAGCAAAUUAAGAAAUCCGAGAAAGGAAGUUCCUUUGAGAUUGUGUUUGUAAGUUGGGACAAAGAUGAUGCCAGCUUCAGGGAACAUUUGAAAACAAUGCCAUGGCUUGCAGUGCCUUAUUCAGACAGGGAACGUAAGGACAAACUAACGAAGAAGUUCCGCGUUCAGGGAAUUCCCAAGUUCGUUCUGCUUGACGGAGAGACGGGGAAAGUGAUAACCAUCGAUGGCUUUCUUCACCUCUGUGAGGAUGAGAAUGGACUGGAGUUCCCAUGGCGCACAAAACCACUACACGACAUCAUCAAGGGGACACUACUCCACGGCAAAGAGGAAGUGGAUGCCACCACGGCUCUCAGAGGAAAAAUCGUUGGACUUUAUUUUUCAGCUCAUUGGUGUCCCCCGUGUCGCCAUUUCACCCCGGAGCUGUGCCGGACUUAUGAGAAGUUGAAAGAAGAGGGUCGCAACUUUGAGGUGGUCUUCAUCUCAUCUGACCGCAGCAAGGAGUCGUUUCUGCAGUACUACAGUAGCAUGCCGUGGCUAGCUCUGCCGUUUGACGACGCACGUACCCGGUCGCUCACCAGGCAGUUUGGCAUCGAUGGUAUUCCUACACUGGUAAUGGCGGACGAGAAGGGAAAUGUGAUAACAGUGAAUGGAAGAGCUGCUCUUCUGUAUGACAGAGAUGCCACUGAGUUUCCGUGGUAUCCCAAGCCUCUGAACGAACUGACCCAGAAUGCAGCAAUGCAGCUUAAUGAAUCUGUUUGUCUUGUCAUGUUUACAGAAGGUGAAGAUGAUGAGAUAGAACGUGCGGUCGAGAUCCUGACAGACGUGGCUACACGGGAACACCAGAAGGGUGAUGAACAAGAACUGUUCUUCUUCUACGGGGGAGAUGAUGAAUUAUGUGAUCAAGUGCGAGACUUCGCCAAACUGGAAGAGAUCAGUCCGCUCCUGGUUAUCCUUGACCUUCCCGAUCAGCAGGUGUUCGUGUGUGAAGAAACCGACAUAACGAAAGACGUUGCCACUAAUUUUGUCGACAACUACUUGGCUGGAAAACUGUCGCCACGGUCUUUAAGACCAAACAAGGCCACAUAGUGUUGGUCUUGUAGUUACAGUUAUUGUAAAUAAUAUCUGAACUUAGGAGCUGAAUGUUUAUGUAUCAUUCUAAAUGAUGCUGCAUUUUUGUUUAUGAAGUCAAAAUAGGUAGGAGAGAGCUGCUUUUUACAUAUCAUAUAUGUAUAUUUGAAAAUAUUGCAAGAAGUUUCCUAAAUUCCCUAUCGUUCUGAGAGCAGAACUUUUUUUUUUUUUUUUUUAAUAUAUAUAUACAGUAAAGUACUUUUAGAACGAACACGCUUACAACAAACUACCAGUUAGAACGAACUGAUUGUAAGGUCCCGUUGUUUCCCCUAUAUAAUGUUAAUACAUUUUAAUGUAUAGAAUGAACUAUGUAUAGCGAAUUAACUGUUAAAACGAAAAAAAAAUUGGUCAAAAUUUUAGUGUAAAUAUAAUGUAUAUAAAAUGAACCGAUCAUAAUUUUUAUAAAUCUUGUUUGUAUCUUAUCAGUUAGUAGCAUUAACGACAAUGCAUCCAAAACGACUGUAUUGAUAUUGGUGCUAAUAAAUGAAAUCUUUUUUAAAACCCCACUCUUUCUUGUAUUUAAAUUAGAAAAAUCCAAAAUGGCCGACUUCAUGAACGAAAAUGGCUAACUUCCACAAAUGUGUAUAACGAACUAGAACUACUACUAUAACGAACCAAUGUGUCUGGUCCCUUGCUGUUCGUUAUAACAGUACUUUACUGUAUAGCCAGUAAAAUAAUUUUGGAGAUUUUGACAAAACAAAUUUGUUAUACAUUUAGUUUUAGGCUUUUUUAUGUUUUCCUCUUCUAAAGUGGAGUAAAAUUAAAACAAAAUUUUGGUGGUUUCUUAUACCCAAACCUUUUUUGUUUUAAAACCAUAAUUACAUCUCUCUUUUUUAAAAUGCCAGAAUCCAAUGUAUUUUUAUGUGGAAAACUGUUGCAAACCUUUUUAUCUUCUACAUGUAUCUAUAAAUGUCAGAGGAAAGAAAGGCCAUUCUAAAGUUGCAAACCAUGUUUGGUCUAUUUAAUUACAUAUAAAUAAUAAGGCUUUGUUUUUAAAAUACCUUUUAAAUACAUUCUUUAAUAUUAUAAAUAUAUUUUUAAUUAUUUUAAUAAUUGACCAUAUUUUGUUUUAUUAAUAUUAGUUACAGUUUAAAAAUUACAUAUAUUCUAAAACUAGCAUUAUGACUUCAGUAAAUAUAUUUGAAAACUUAACUUUUUUUUUUCUUCAAAUUUCUCCAAUGUUUUUAAUAAUGGUAUCUUGGUGUAGUUUGACUUUAUGUGCUAUACUCAGUCAGGUUUGAAGUUUUGAAGUUUUGAUAUUUUAAAUAUUGUUUUUACACAAUUCCUGGCAGCUCAGUCUGAUUUGACUUUUUCAUCUUUUUAAUACAAAACAUUACAAUACUGGUAAAUUAAUAAACUAAUCUGACUUCA